AUUAUUAUUGCUAUCACGAUUAUUCAAUCAUUUCCUUGAAUAACCAUCCUGAAAGAAUUCUCAACAAAUACAACAAUUGUUACUAUCUAUUUUAAAUAAUUACAAAAUUGGCGCGUGGCAUCCGCCCCUGAAAAAUUGCAAUUUCAAGAAAAAAAUCAAAUUUCCCUUUUCUCAUCUCAAAAAAUCCCUCACAAAACCACAAAUCCCGAAAUCCCGAAUUUCAAAUAAUUGCAAAAAUUAGCGCCCCUGGCAUCCGCCCCUGAAAAAUGACACGACGUUACGGGAGUGAUUGCUGAGUCACACACGGCAUUACGAUUUCAUCCGUGGUCUCCGCACGUUCAAAUACUCCACCGGGAAAAUUCCAAAAGGCCCCAAAAUCAUCCCCAAAAAAAUUCAAAAAAUGUGGCGUAAGUAGUUCCACGGGAUUUCGCGUCGUCACCGCACCCCGGGAUCGCGCGAUUCCGUCCGACUAAUCACGACAGAUCGACAAACACCGGAAGCAUCCAAAACAACAAAUAACACCGAACAAUAAAAAAUCAUCGAUCACCAUUACCAUCAUGUGAUUCCGGAAGAAUCGAGUGCAGUGAUAAAAACACCGAACGCCAAAAUACAACGAGUGAGAUAAAAACGUGAAAAAACAUUUGUGGGGGGGAAUAGUGUGUGUGUGAGGUGUCACAUAUGAGUUUUGAGGUUAUUUCAGUGGCACAUGUAACUGACCUACACCAGAGGACCCAGUGAUCACUUUAUUUGCCAUCUGACUGUCCAGCUGAGUGGAGCACUUAAAAGAAUCAUCAAUUUGUUAUUUCUAACCUCAAACGUUAAAAAUCAUAAAUCGAAAUGAAAGGAUUUUCGUGACGACGUGUGAAGAAGUGUCAGGGUGUGAGGAAGUGUCGAAUGAACAAUUUAUUCAAUUCACCAGUACUUGAUCUGUGAUGCUCAAUUUAUUGCUCUUACGUGUACUUAUUUUUUAUUGUCAACUGUGAGGGACAGGUGGUUGCUGUGAUAAUUGAGUGAAUUUCAAGUGUUCAAGUUUCAAGAAAGAAAAAGAAAUGAUUUGUCUGAAGAAAUUGUACAGGGAGGAGCUGCUCCAGUUGGCACUCCUCCUGUCACUUUUGAGAGUUGAUCCAGAGAGUUAUCUGGGGCUUGAUAUUCAGAGGAUUGGGGUGGGAUCGUUGAAUCUUCAUAAUGGAUCUGGGUGGCACACUGAUGCCAGGACUAUCGUUCACAGACCGAUUUUUGUACACCCCAAAAAUCUUGAUUCGAUGCUGAUUAAUUAUGAGAGGGAUCUCUUCGAGGAGUUGAACUCUCUGGGGAGGUACAGCAGAUUGAAUUCUACGAGGAAUGAUAUUCAUGCUUAUCUACUGAAUGUCGAGGACUCUGCUAGGGAUGAGAUACCUGGAGGCAGCUCUCAGGGAGACUCCAGCGAACCUGAUGCACCUACUGAGGCUCAGGGAACUGCUGAACUCACGCAAGAGGACAUGGAUCUGAUCGAGGUGCUGUGGAAGCAGGAUGUUGAUUUGGGACUUCCACUGGUGGAUCCGGAUCAAGUGAGUCAGAGUCCAUCGACUUCGGAGAAAAGUUCACCGGAUGAAAUCGAGAAACUCAAGACUUUGGAGGCAAUCAAUGCAUCGAAAAUCGAGGACAAGGAGGAGACGGAGGAGCUGAAGGAAGAGGAUCCCUGGGCUGGACUGUCUUACACCAUCGACUUGGAGACCGGUGAAUAUAUACCCACGGGUAGUCCGAGUGGUUGUGGAAGCAGCAGUGGAGAAGGUGGAGAUCAAUUUUUGGGUGGACCAUCGCUUAAUCUAGAAUCACCGAUCGGUCUCACCGAUGAUUCUCUAGGAUUGACUGAUAGUCUAGGUCUUGAAGAUGAUUUUGCAUCGGAAUUGCUGAGUGAUAGUUUACUCGGUGACGGGGUUGAGGGUCUUCUCAGCAACGACUCGUUGGGUCUGCCCGACGGAUUCAAUCUCGAAGAGGCACUACAGCUCGUCGGCCUCAAUGAGGUCCAGCCAGAGGAAAUAAAGCAAGAGGAGAAGAAGAAGAAGUUAGACUCGGCGAAAUCAAGUUCUUGUGAUCUUCCUGGUGGCAGUGAGUCAGAAAGUGAUCUCAAUUCAUCAAGGGACGAUCCCGAAGGCGACGAUAUGAUUCACACACCGCAGUUCCAUCAUCCCCAUCAUUCCCACCGAUCCUUGCAGGGACGUGUGCCAUUUAUGCGGACCAUGAGUAUGGACCAGAGGUGGCCAGACCUGUCGUCAUUCCUCUCAACUCCAGAGCACUUCACCCACCCUGGACACCCCUACCCUGGCCAUGGAAUAAGUCAUCACAGCCAUUACGACGCCCAACGUAAUGUUCUGCUCCACAAUGCAACCCUCGCACCACCAGUUGGUGAUCUCAACUCCACUGGACCGUAUCACCACGUUGGUGGGCCAUCGAAUUUUGGAUCAGCUGUUGCCACAUCGAUGAACCUCACCAACAGCAGUGAACCCAUGGGCCCUGAGAACAAUGGGGCAUACAAAACCGAACCCAGUGACAUGAUGUAUUAUCAAGCACCACCGACAGACUCCAUGAAUCAAUCCUCAGAGACACUUUUCUCAUCACUUCUCACUGAAGAAGACUUUGCACUCAUGGAUAUGGGAGUUAAUGAGAGCAUGUACUCGAUGCGAAUGCUGGACAGCAGCAAUAAUGCAUCAGGUCCAACAGGAGCAGCUGCACUUCCUGGAGUCCAGGGUGGUGGCAAUAAUGGAGGAUCAGGUGUUGUGACAUCCCUAGGUGGUGUGACAGAUGAGAGAAUGGAUGCAUCAAGUGACAGUGCUGUCAGUAGUAUGGGAAGUGAACGUGGACCCCUCUCCGAUGGUGAGUGGAUGGAGACUGGAUCAAACUCAAGUCACACACAGCCUGAUACCCAUUAUUCCAUGGAUUACGCAAGUAAAUAUCGUAUGCCAUACGACUGCAAUUACUCGAUAGCAGGGAGAACCGGUGGAUCUCCACGGUGUCAAGCUGAUCGAGUGCCUCCGGUUGCCCAGAAGAAGCACCAGAUGUUUGGGAAGAGAUGCUUCCAGGAGCAGGGGCCAGGAUCUUUGCUGGGUGCCAGUCCUCAUCCAACGACUCCAAUUAAAUAUGAAUAUGAGGGGCACACGGUGGGUGCUGGACCCCCUGGAAAUGCUUACUCUGGACCCAUUGAAGGAGCUGCUGGACCCCAAUCUGAGCUGAAAUACAGCUGCAGUCUAGAUUUCUCGCGCCAUCAAGCUGUUCCACAAAUACCAGGGAGGACAGCAUUGGAACACAUUCAUCAUAAUCACACGUAUCACCUGCCCGGUGACAGCUCUGGACCCAUGCAGAGACCGUUAUCACGCGAUAAAAAAGUGGAGUUUUCAGCAGUCAGCAGAAGGUAAUGUUCUCCUGGUACCAAAAAAUCAGACAAAUUCCCACCACUCGCGUUCAUCGACGAUGGAGCCAAAAGCAAAGCCAGAUCCUGAGCACAAGGAAUGAAAUUCACGUUGUCGUGCUCCAAAGCGAUUGAUAAUCAGGAGAUGAAGUUGAAAAAAAAAAUCUGUAUCGAAGGUACAGUGGGGAUCACGUUGACAACGAUGAGCCGAACAACAACGAAAAAUCCAGGGACAAAGGAAAAUAAAAUAAUUAAGUCUGACAGCAGAAAAUCAGCUGGAUCCCUGGACACUGAUUAUCUCUGAUGAAUGCUUGAAACCGAGACCUGAGGUAUUGAGUAUUGACGGCAAGGCCGUAAUAGCUGUACCAGGGCAAUUAUUAUUUAUCUAGCUCAAACGACAGAAUGCCAAUGAAUGAUUAAAUCUACCUCGAUUUUUCAAUCAUUAUUUCGUUGAAAAUUAUUCUCGGUGAGAUUAUCAGAUCAACUAUUCAGGAUAUCCUAUUGUUGUUUUUGAUAUGAUUUUAUGUUUAUUAGUCAGGGGAGAGGGUUUUUGUUGUUAUAUGAAAAACAUGAAUUUUCUUUUUUUAUUGUUUUGCCUCUCGACCCUGAAUGGAAAAAUAUGAAAAUCGAGGUUCCAACAGUCAUUAACUCAUUUUCCCCCCACCCAGAAUGCCCGAGUGAUUGAAGAAUUUUUUGGAAAAUUAUUCUGCUGGAUGGAUUAUAGUAAUUGAGAGGUAAUGAGGUAUAAGUCGAAUUUAUACUUUUGGAAUCGCGAAUUUAUCUCGAGAAGUAGCGAUUUUUCGGAGAAAUGGUAGAGGAAUUAUUUGGAGUUAAUGAAAUUUCCGAGAAAAACGGUCUACUAGCAUUUUUACGUAGAAUCGAUAGUUUUAGAGAUAUCGUUGAUUGUGGAGAGUAUUGCAUUCGACUUGUCUGAUUUCACCACUUGGUUACUGAUUUGUAAAACACAAAUGCUUGUUGUAAAGAUUCACGUACAAAUUCGAUUUGUAUCCGGUUAUUUAAAAAUAAAUAAUAACAAACUCGAAUGCAUCGUAUUGCGAUCACUGAGUGAUCAUGCCGCAUAAAUUGUAAUUUUUUAGGUGCUAAGAUGGAGUUUAAACUGGAUAAAAUGGAGAAUUGAUAUAAAAACGUAAUUAAUUAAAGUGAUGGGAAUGUGAAGAUCUAUUUUAAAAAUUAUUGUCCAACAAUAUGAACGAAGAAAUAGAUAUUUCCUGCAAUUUGUGCAUUUAAAUGAUUUGUGACGCAUAUUGUGGUUGAUUAAUAAAAGGCAAAUGAUUGAGGUAUUUUCUGGAUAAAUGCAAAGUUACUGCUGCAAUAUUUAUAGUACUGCGUCGUACUCCGAUGUAUGAGGGAAAAUUUUAACUAAAGAUUCAAUAUUUUUAUAUAAUGUUAACAGACAGAUGGAAAAGUUGGUCGAAGAAAAAAAAAAUGAUAACAACAUUCAGGUAUUUCACAUUUGCCUUUUUAUGUAAAUAUCGAUGUAGCUAGUUUAAUUUUUCUAUAAGGAUAUUGCGUAAUUAUAUGAUAGAAUUAAUGAGAGAUGUGUUUGAAAUGAUACGGAAAAACGAAUAAAUAUAAGAAAUUUAUUGCUGCUAAUUUAGAAAGUGAAAAAUUAUUGAAUAUGUAUUUUUCUGUUCUGUUUUUUUUUUCACUGGGAGUCGCGAACCAUCGGUUUCUGGGGAAAAUGGUAGAGGACUUUUUUGUGACUCGUUUGAUUAUACUGGAAAAAGGUCUUUUCACUUUUUUUCGUAAGAUCAAUGGUUUUUGAGAUUAAUGGAUCAAUUUUUACAGAAAAAGUGUAAAAUUUCAAUUAUAUGUUUUCAACGUGUUUUGUUGUUAUCGAAUUAUCUCGAAAACUAUUAAUUUCCGGUAGAAACGUCAGAGGAAAUUCCUCUAGAUGAUUCAAUUUCGGAGAGAAAAGUCAUUUGGUAUUUUCCUCUGAAAUCAACAGUUGGCGAAAUAAAUGGAGAGUUCCGGAGAAAUUGUAGCAGAUUUUAUGAAUCUGUUGUAUUUUUCUCGUUCUUUCUUCACUAGAGUUUAUUUUGGCAAAUGUAUAUACAUAGGACGGGGUACUUUUGACAAACCGUACUUGGCAGAUGGAGAUCGAGCUGUUGAGUAAUUUUUUAAUUCUUGUUUUAUGCAAAUAAAAGACGUGAGGAAAAUUACAAAUUUUUUUAUCCCACUGGGAAUUUUGGAUAAGACUUGCAUUUAUAGAUCUCUCAUAGUCAUUCUCAUUGUAAAAAGAUUUAAUAAAAUAUGUGGGUUAUAGGAA
This is a messenger RNA of Fopius arisanus, 5675 nucleotides long. RefSeq names its product cap-n-collar (gene cnc). Gene Ontology annotation, biological process: regulation of transcription by RNA polymerase II. Gene Ontology annotation, cellular component: nucleus. Lineage: Eukaryota; Metazoa; Arthropoda; Insecta; Hymenoptera; Braconidae. The record is from RefSeq and is a predicted model, not a curated record. Gene Ontology annotation, molecular function: DNA-binding transcription factor activity, RNA polymerase II-specific; RNA polymerase II cis-regulatory region sequence-specific DNA binding.